UAUGCUUAUGUUCCUUGCUCUGCCUUACUGUUGUGAUUUCUUCAGAUUGUUUCAGACAGAUUUCAGAUUUGUGAUUGUGAAUGGUGAUCGUGUUGUGUUGUGUGGUGUUGGUGUAACUUGGUUGGUUUAGAAAAAAAAUCCUAAACUUUAAAAGAAAAUAAUAUACAAUUAAUAAUUAAUAUUGCAUUUACAAUGGACGCACUAAGCGAGAUCCUGACCCCGUACAAGGAGCCGGUGGCGCAGGUGACGCGCUUCGUCACCAUCGCGCAGAUGUUCUCGGGCUCCUUCAUCUGCUACGACAUCUACAAGCAGGGCAGCACCAAGGGCGUCGGCAUCAUGCCCUUCGUCGGCGGUCUCAUCAUGAGCGUCCUCAACUUGAAGUUCGGCUUCAUCCUCCGCGACGACACCAUGAUCCAGGUCAACUUCAUGGGUCUGGCGCUCAACUUGAUCUACCUCAUGGUGUACUACACGUACGCCGGCAACAAGGGCACGGUGUGGAUGCAGAUGGGGCUGGGCGGCGCGUUCUCGGCCGCUCUCAUCGCGUACUCAGAGAUGGAAGACCCGAAACUCGUAGAGAAUAGAUUCGGCAUCAUCAUUACUGCGUUUAUGUUUUAUUUGAUUGCGUCGCCUCUAUUCAGUUUGGGCGACAUCAUCAAGAACAAGAGCACAGAAGGCAUGCCUUUCCCCAUCAUCCUCUCGGGUACGGUGGUCACCUUCAUGUGGUUCCUCUACGGGAUCAUACUUAAGAACAAAUUCCUACUGCUACAAAACGCGGUGGUGUUCUUACUGUGCGCGUUCCAGUUGUCCCUGUUCGUGAUAUACCCCUCCAAGCCGAAGGAGCCGAAGACAGAGAAGAUAAAAGUAAAGAAAACCAACUAGACAUAUGUUGUAAGGACUUAGUUUUAUUACUAACCAAAACCGCAUAUGUAAUAUGUGCCUCUAGACCAAUGGUGUUAUAAGUAAACUCUUUAAAUGAAAAACCGGUCAAGUGCGUUUCACGCGCAGUGUAGGGUUCCGUAGAUUAUGUUAUCACUUUAAUCCCUUAUGUAAUGCAUAAAAAUACCGUUUAGCCGGUACACUACACACUUGAUUGUAACAAAAAUUAGGUCUUAAUAUUUUACAAACGAAUCCCUAAAUCGAAAAAUAUUGGUAGACGACCCCUCGUAUCUUUCAAAAACCUAUCCAACGCUACCCCACGCUAUGAAAUAAAUGAGAAAAAAUAAAUCAUCCCCACUUUACAUGUAGGUGUGGACCCUUAAAAACAUUUUUCAAGAUUCUGUUUUACGAAUUUGUUUACAGCUUUCUAGUAGUAAUAGUCUCUGCGCUAUACCGCGGACGGACGGACAGACAUAGCGAAACUAUAAGGGUUCAUUGUGGAAUACGGAACCCUAAAAACGUUAAAACCUGAUUUGCAAUCAUUUGGCUAGAAUGAAAAUUUUGUUCUUUUGAAAGUCAUUAUUUGAUCUGAUGUCAUUUUAAACAGCUAAAAACAUUAUUAAAAUUUCUAAACAACCGCUUCUUCUCAAUCGAUCCAUUUCUUUACUAUAUUUUAGAUACAUAUAUACAGUAAAUUUACAUCCUUUUUUUGCGUUCGAGGAAAAAUUCAGACUUAAAUUGGAAUUACAAUUAAUAGUUUAAUUUUAAUUUGCAUUCCAAUAUUUACUUACAACACCAUUGGAUGAUACAGUUCCUUUUAUAGUAUUUACAGAGUAUAUUUAUUAUAUGUAAUAUAUAUUUAAUACAACAAGACGUUCAAUAAGAAUCAAUAUGACUUUUUUUUUCUACAUAAUGCUUUAUGUAGUCUUGCAAAAUGAGUAUUAUAUUUGUAUCAUAGUAGAUACAUAGUAUAUUUGUAACAAAGAUAUUUUUUUUUACGUAAUACGUAUAUAAAACUUAUUAAUAUUAUAUACAGCAUAGUACAGUACAGUAUAAAUAUAAGUAUAGUGGAAUUUAAUUCCGAUAUUUUAUAUGCAAUGUUGUUGAUUUAUACAGAUAUUCGUACUUUGCGAAAGUCUAUGUAGGUACUUUGAAUAGUAUAUUUAUUUUGAUAUUUACCGCGAUAAAGGUACACCUCAUUUCAAUAAAACAAUGCGCCUUAUAACAAAUCAUUAUAAAUUAUAAUAAAGUUAAAAAUCCGAACCUAAGGGUGGCUUCACACUGCAUAGACUUUGGUCUAAGGUCUAAGAGUUUGCACUGACUUAAAUUGGUGUACAGUGCCCGCCAUGAGAUAUUUUGUUUGUGAAGCUAGCAACAAUUGACUGUGCAAUGAAUCAAUAAAUCAAGGUUCAAAAUUUCUUAAGAAAUCUUGAACUUAUUUUCUUAAGAGGGCCUGGCAUUUAGUGGGUCAUUAAAAUGGUCUGAUAAUGAUAAGUUGUCUCUUAUCAGUAUCUUGUGAACUAUUUGACUUACGCCAACCUAUAUCUGUACUUGUAAAUUGUGAUUCUGUGGGUGCCACUUUACAUAACAUAUUACGGAGUUAUAAGAAUACUUAUUUGUACAAUAAACAAAAUGUAUUGUUAUUCCUCUUCCUUUUUAACAACCAAGUACAAAUUUUUAAUAUUGUGUGAAUUUUUUUUAACUUCACUAUACAUUAAUCAUUCCUUGUAUGAUCCAAUUUGUAAAGGAUCACGAUUAUUUUGUUAUUUUCAGUUUUGGUGAAACUUUAGUUUUGUGUGUAACUGACUCAAAUAUGUCGCAAAUUUAAGUAACUAUUAUGUUUUGUAUACAUUUAUAUUUUAGUUAAAUCUAUCAUAGUUUUAUUAAACAUUUGUCAUCAAAAAUACCUUUUGAAAUUCAACGGACUUCAUAAAAUAAUACCUAAUUGUGGGACCAUCAUGAGAAUGAUAGCUUAGAAACUAAAAUAGUAUUUUCCAAAUCGGUCCACAAUUUACGGAAAUCGGUGAACAUAUACAAAAAAUACUGUGUCUUUAACAUGAAACCAAUCGUGCUUCAACAAGGUCCACAUUUGAAUUCCGACUGUUAAAAGUAUAUAUAAUUUAGAAUUUUCCAUGAUAACGUUAUAAAUGUUGCAUUUAUAACCCCUUCACACUGCGUUUUUUUUCAAUGUAGACGUUAUUUGUAAUUCGAAAUGAAUUUUUGCGCAACGCAGACGAGAUACGCGACGAACGCGCAAAAUGACCGCGCAGACGCAAAAAAGAAGCACGUCCAGCGUAUCAUACUAAAUUAAGUUAAAAAAGUUUACUUUUGAGUUAUGAUGAGUCAAGUCUGUCAGUUAAUAUUAAUAAGGACGUAAACCUGAUUUAUGUGAAGAAAACAUAGCUGUUUGCGUUCGUUAAUUUUUUACACUUACACUCUUAAGCGUUCUGUGGUAUUGUAUAUUACAGAAACGGCGGCGUUUUAAUAUCUCCCGAGUGCAAGCGGGCGCGUUGAUCUUUCUCUCAUUAAGAGAAACGAGUGUAAUUUUGUGAGGUGCAGUUGUAAGGCGCGUAAUUUCGGUCGCCUAAUUUCUGCUGCAUUCGGUUUCAUACAAAAUUCCUGGCCCAGGGCGUCGCAAAAUGAGUUGUGUUCCGACUUACACGCGAAUUUCUGCGACCGAAAUUACGCUUGUUUGGCCUCACCCUGAAUGUCUCGUGAAUCUCGGAUUUUGCAUAGAUAUACCUACACCUAUCUUUAUUUAAAAAACGUUAUUUAAAAAACCUAUAACAGGGUUUUUUGAUGUGUUGGUUGGGGUUAUUAUAUGCGUAUUUUUAGGCUUUCCGAUUCCAUAAUAUUAAAAUAACGUCUUUUUUGUGAUACCGUUUCGCUCAGCUAUACAAUGUGUUCAUUAUGAAAUACAAUUACGACCCGACAACGCAAACGCACGCGCCGGAUCGUCAUUUGCGCUGUGAUAUCGUAGUGUGAAUGGGCCUUUAUGAAUAAUUGUGAAUAGUUAUACUAUAGCUUCCAGUUUAAGGUUACCGAUGGAUUUGUGAUAUUUUGUACCAUUUAUGACAGAGUGAAUUGUGAGCAGUUUGUAUUGAAUAAACUUAUAUUUUGAUUCA
Bicyclus anynana (squinting bush brown) is the source of this 4001-nucleotide messenger RNA. Its product is annotated as sugar transporter SWEET1. Bases 193 to 879 code for a protein of 228 amino acids. Gene Ontology annotation, molecular function: sugar transmembrane transporter activity. NCBI's taxonomy places the organism in Eukaryota, Metazoa, Arthropoda, Insecta, Lepidoptera, Nymphalidae. The record is from RefSeq and is a predicted model, not a curated record. The transcript has 5 exons. Gene Ontology annotation, biological process: carbohydrate transport. Gene Ontology annotation, cellular component: membrane.